GGGGAAAAAAACACCAUUAUAUUGUUCCACGAACCUCUGCCAGUUUGUGUGUAUUUCAAAGUAUGCUAAGAAGUGAAGGAUAUUUCUGUGAAACUUCUCCAGAUUCAGAUAUGAAGUGACUCAUCACAGACUUACAUGCAGGGCUUGCAGGCUGUCACCUCCUUAUAGAAGCACUGUAAGAUCGAAAUUCAUGAACAUUGAAAUCAAUUAAUAUGGCUGUUAAUGUUUCUGGUGUGAUUUCUACCAGAUUAACCUGGUUUAAUCUUCUUGUAAUGUUCUUAUCAUGUUGUGUGUUUGGUAGUAAUGUCUUGAUAUCAUCAAUGCAUGGGGAAGGGAGUCAUUUCUUCCUUGGUGCCGCCAUUGGUGAAGGCCUGGUCCAGCGAGGACACAACGCCACACUUCUCAUCAGCAGAGCAUACGAACACCGUACCAGGGAGCCCAAGUACUCCAAUCUAUCGUUCGAAGUGUUUGACCAUCACAAGAGGUCCCUUCAAGAGGUCCGAGAUUUCUGGAAGAACUUCGGUGUUCUUUCGCUUGGGAAAGGUGAUGAUGGUCUCAUUAAGACUGUGUACUACUUGAUCGAAUCGAUGGCAGAUGACUGCGAGGAUCUCGUUCUCGAUAUCGAGCUCAUGAAGCGCCUGGAGGACGUCGACGCUAUCGUUGUCGAUAUGACUUGGAUAUGUGGUAUAAUGAUCAGAGCCGCGCUGGAACGCAACCUGAACUACUCGAAGAAGAUAGCCCUGGUGACUCUGACACCUUUCACACCUCAGCCUAUUGCGUUGUUUUCGUACGGUUCCUCGUACAAUCCAGCAUACCAACCAGAACUCAACACGGGUUUUACCGACAGGAUGAGUUUCUUAGAGAGGACAGCCAAUCUCCUGCAGUCUGUUGUCUACGCGGUGCUUGGUGCUGCUCUGACCAUACCGGUCUACAUGCGCGUAGGGGAGAACACAGGACUUGAAGAUGUCAUGAGCAUAAAGAUGUCUCUCAUGAACGAUCUUGCCGACUUACACCUUCAAAACUUUGAUUUCGCCAUCGAGUUCCCGUUCCCGAUAUCACCAAAUGUGAUUCCAGUCGGAGGUGGGCUGACAGCAUGGCCACCUACACAACUUGACCAGGAACUAGAAGAUUUCAUGGAGGGUUCAGGCGACCAUGGUGUCAUUCUCUUCACCCUCGGAACGUACUUCGGCGAGAUAACGAUCAUUCAACCGGGAUUUGCCGAGCAGUUUGCCGAAGCUUUCCGCAGAGUGCCACAGAAGGUGAUCUGGCAGGUGGAGGAUCCACUCGGCGAAAUCGACGUUCCUCCAAACGUGAAGGUCAUGCCCUGGGUACCUCAGAAUGAUCUACUGGGUCAUCCAAAGACCCGAGUAUUUCUUUAUCAGGGAGGCAACAACGGGUUCCAGGAAGCCUGCUAUCACGGUGUACCCAUAGUCGUCGUCCCGCUCCACGCGGACCAGUUCGACGUCGCCGCCAGGGUCGUAGCUCGAGGGAUGGGCAGGAAGAUCGACAAGAUGGCUGCCAGUGCUGAUGUUAUCUAUGAUACCUUACAGGACGUCAUCAGUGAUCCAAAGUACGCUGCAGUGGCUAAAGAGGUUGCUACCAUCAUCAGAGAAAGGCCCAUGCAGGCACGAGAACGCGCAGCAUUCUGGAUUGAACACGUGAUCAAAUAUGGCGGACAGUACCUCAAAACAUCUGCAAGGGAUCUUUCCCUCAUUGAGUUUUUCAUGAUCGACGUCCUCGCAUUUCUUCUACUGCUUGCCACAGCGUUUCUUCUUAUAGUUAUAUUUGGGGUUCGUUUAUGUUGUCGAAUGGUUUGUGGAAAGAGGAAAGCAAAAUUAGACUGAGAUCAUAUAGGGUGCCUCUAGAUGGAGGGGGUGUUGCGGGGUAUGCAUGCCCCCCCCCCCCAUAAUGGGCGUACGAGGUGGGAUGAGGGCCUGCUGAUCUUAAGCUCCUCAAGAUUGGGUAAUUAAAAACACCCUUGCAAUCAUAUUUCGGCACCAGUUGCCUCAUAUCAAUGGCACCUAUAGGUAGUCUAUUAGAAUAUGUUAAAAUCUCCUUUAUAAUUAGUACAUUGUUAUACAAAAAAAUGAAUCUACAAUACAAUAAGUGUCAAUUUCGCUCACUUCCAUACUCAAAACUUUCAUAAAAAGGGGAGAGGGGGAUCUAAUAUUCGACAUUGUGAAAUCCCUCCCCAUAUAUAUUUUCUGUUUGUAAAUCUUUAAGAGAAAAAAAAUGUAUUUAGCAUUAUAUCGAUAAAUCCUCUAAUAAUUUGAUUAUUAAUUUAUUUAUCCUUGCAUGUGGAAGAUAAAAUGAUCCGAUGUGUUUCAAAUUUUAGAUUCUGA
Molecule: messenger RNA, 2342 nt
Organism: Strongylocentrotus purpuratus (purple sea urchin)
Lineage: Eukaryota; Metazoa; Echinodermata; Echinoidea; Camarodonta; Strongylocentrotidae
Product: UDP-glucuronosyltransferase 2B1
Exons: 4
Coding region: 213-1844 (543 amino acids)
Molecular function (GO): UDP-glycosyltransferase activity
Source: RefSeq, a predicted model, not a curated record